Messenger RNA from Papilio polytes (common Mormon), 832 nucleotides. Its product is annotated as dentin sialophosphoprotein-like. The coding region runs from base 135 to 830 and encodes 231 amino acids. The transcript is spliced from 4 exons. The record is from RefSeq and is a predicted model, not a curated record. Lineage: Eukaryota; Metazoa; Arthropoda; Insecta; Lepidoptera; Papilionidae.
ACUGUCAAAAUCAAAACUUUCAAAACACGUGUUUUUUAAAAUGAAAUGAGGUGUUUGUUAGUCUUAGAUUUAAGUGAACUGCAGUUAACUAACAAUUUUGUAUUGUGUUAUGGUGAUGCUUAUUUGUAUUAACAAUGCCGCCAUAUAAAACUGGUUUACUGAAACGAAAAAUAUCCGAUAAUACCGAUAAAACUGAGGAUAACGGCACUAAUAGUAGUUGUGAUGAUAACAAUUUAAUUUGUGGUGACUUGGACAAAGACCCGGAUUCGUCGGACUCUGACAACGAGGAUGAUCGUGUUGCCUCGGACACCGAACUAGAUGGAGUAGUGUUUGAUAGUGGCGACUCUCUUCUGAGUGAUGAUGCCGCUACUGAGUCUCUAGAUGAAUCAUCGGAUGUUACUGAUUCAGAAGAAGAUGAUGCAUCCGAUGGCAGCAACGAGGAGACUGAUGAUGGAAACAGUGACAGCAACACAGGCGUAAGAAGCCAAGAAGAUGUUAAGUCAAAUGCAAACACAAGUAAAAUUAAAUUAAAGCCUGACAAUGAAGACAGCGGCGCAGAGUCUGGCAGCGGGAUGGUCUCCCGGCCCAGCACUGUACAGCGACACAGCACCAACAAUAAGACAUUUAAAAAGAAACUAUUUAAACAGAAACCCACAAAAUCCUUAGAAGAUAAAAAAACAAAUAGUAGCAUAGAUGCUUUGGAGCAACAAAUUAAGGAAGUACAGGUUAAUAUACAGCCGGUGCAGGAAAAAGGUACUUUUGUUAACAUUUUAUCAUGCUUUCAUAGUUUUAUCAGGUCAAUAAGGACAAAUCCAGUCAUCUACUUCUGAUG